AUGUGGACAAUUCCGAAGCCAAAAUACAGGACUGGUUUCUGCGCCGAGGGGGAGAUAGCUGUGAACAUCGGCGGAGUCCGGGUGGUGCUUUACGGGGAUGUUUUGAAUCGCUACCCGGAAAGCAGACUGGCUGAGUUGGUGAAUUGCUCAACUCAGAAUUAUGAAGUUAUAUCGUCGCUUUGUGAUGACUUUGAUCCGGGCAGAAAAGAGUUUUACUUUGACCGAGACCCUGAUGCCUUCAAGUGCAUCAUCGACGUCUACUAUUUUGAUGAAAUCCACAUCAAACGCGGCAUUUGCCCCGUCUGUUUCAUCAAGGAGAUGGAGUUCUGGAAAAUAGAGCAAAGUGUUUUAGAUGAAUGUUGUAAAAGUUACCUAAUGGAGAAGGAGGAGGAGCUGAAAGAGAUUACGAACAAAGUGAAAGUAAUUUUGGAGGAUCUUGAGGUGGAGCAGUGCAUUACGCGCACCCAGCGGUGCCAGAGGUUCCUUUGGAUGCUGAUGGAGAAGCCGGGUUCCUCACUGCCGGCGCGCUUCAUCGCCAUUGCAUCAUUCCUCGCCAUCCUGGUCUCGGCGGUGGUGAUGUGCGUGGGAACCAUCCCGGAGCUCCAGGUGACAGACUCCGAGGGGAAACUCGUGGAGCACCCGACCUUGGAGGCGAUCGAGACCGCGUGCAUGUUAUGGUUCACGGCGGAAUACCUGCUGCGUCUCGCCUCUUCUCCUAACAAGCUGCACUUUGCGCUCUCCAUCAUGAACGUCAUCGACUUUAUGGCCAUCAUGCCUUUCUACGUGGUCCUGUCCCUCACCUACCUCGGUACCACAUCCAUGAUGGAGCUGGCUAACGUCCAACAGGCUGUUCAGGCUCUCCGCAUUAUGCGUAUCGCCCGUAUUUUCAAGCUGGCGCGCCACUCCUCCGGGCUGCAGACUCUGACCUACGCCCUGAAGAGAAGCCUCAAAGAGCUGGGGCUGCUCCUUAUGUACAUGAGCGUGGGGAUCUUCGUGUUCUCAGCGCUGGCCUACACCAUGGAGCAAAGCCACCCAGAGACCCUUUUCAGGAGCAUCCCACAGUCCUUUUGGUGGGCCAUCAUCACAAUGACCACGGUGGGCUACGGAGACAUCUACCCCAAAACCGCGCUCGGCAAGUGCAAUGCAGCCGUGAGUUUUCUGUGUGGGGUUAUAGCCAUCGCCUUGCCCAUCCACCCUAUCAUUAAUAACUUUGUUGUCUUCUACAAUAAGCAGAAGGUGCUGGAGACAGCAGCAAAGCACGAAGUGGAACUGAUGGAGCUGAAGUCUGGCAGGGAUGCGCGCAGAAAAAGUCGGAAUUAA
Molecule: messenger RNA, 1320 nt
Organism: Xiphias gladius (swordfish)
Lineage: Eukaryota; Metazoa; Chordata; Actinopteri; Istiophoriformes; Xiphiidae
Gene: kcnf1b
Product: potassium voltage-gated channel, subfamily F, member 1b
Exons: 1
Coding region: 1-1320 (439 amino acids)
Biological process (GO): protein homooligomerization; potassium ion transmembrane transport
Cellular component (GO): voltage-gated potassium channel complex; membrane
Molecular function (GO): voltage-gated potassium channel activity
Source: RefSeq, a predicted model, not a curated record